This is a messenger RNA of Salvelinus fontinalis (brook trout), 1886 nucleotides long. RefSeq names its product mothers against decapentaplegic homolog 5-like. Lineage: Eukaryota; Metazoa; Chordata; Actinopteri; Salmoniformes; Salmonidae. The record is from RefSeq and is a predicted model, not a curated record. Gene Ontology annotation, molecular function: I-SMAD binding; RNA polymerase II cis-regulatory region sequence-specific DNA binding; DNA-binding transcription factor activity, RNA polymerase II-specific. Gene Ontology annotation, biological process: regulation of transcription by RNA polymerase II; anatomical structure morphogenesis; cell differentiation. Gene Ontology annotation, cellular component: heteromeric SMAD protein complex. The coding region runs from base 273 to 1679 and encodes 468 amino acids. The transcript has 9 exons.
GCGGAGGGAUAUGCGCUCCGCCUCCCAGUCUACUUGACGCUUGGACAGAGGAGUCGGGGAGAGUUUGGGAAAGGCUUUGGGGGGAAAAAGUCACACAAAAAAAACGGCUUUAAAUAGAGAAAAGUACUAAGGAAGCGACCAGCCUGCCUCAGUUCUUGAAAGGUUCCACACUAGACCUUUACCCAAGCUGUAGCCACCUCAUCAUAUGGUACGGACCUAACCAGAGAGACAGAACGAGAGAGGGAGAAGAGGAGGGAGAUAAUAGCAGCACCAUGACCUCUAUGUCCAGCCUGUUCUCCUUCACCAGUCCAGCUGUGAAGCGUCUGCUGGGGUGGAAGCAGGGGGACGAAGAGGAGAAAUGGGCUGAGAAGGCUGUUGACGCCCUGGUCAAGAAACUGAAGAAGAAGAAGGGAGCCAUGGAGGACCUGGAGAAAGCCCUCAGCAGCCCAGGGCAACCCAGUAAGUGUGUGACCAUCCCUCGGUCUCUGGAUGGUCGUCUCCAGGUAUCCCAUCGUAAAGGUCUCCCCCACGUUAUCUACUGCAGAGUGUGGAGGUGGCCCGACCUACAGUCUCACCACGAGCUCAAACCUCUGGAGGUGUGUGACUACCCCUUCGGCUCCAAGCAGAAGGAGGUCUGCAUUAACCCCUACCACUACAAGAGAGUAGAGAGCCCAGUGCUGCCUCCGGUGUUGGUGCCUCGCCACAGUGAGUUCAACCCCCAACACAGCCUCCUGGUCCAGUUCAGGAACAUGACUCACAACGAGCCCCACAUGCCCCUGAACGCCACCUUCCCAGAGUCCUUCCAGCAGCACAGCGGGGGCAGCGUCACCUCCUUCCCAAUCUCCCCAAACUCCCCCUACCCUCCCUCCCCAGCCUCCAGCGGAGGGGUGGGCACCUACCCCAACUCUCCUGCCAGCUCCGGGCCCUCCAGCCCCUUCCAGCUUCCAGGUAGAUCUGAUACCCCACCCCCGGCUUACAUGCCCCCUGACGAGCAGAUGGGACAGGAGGGGUCCAUGGAGACCAGCAGCAGCGUGCCCAGGAACAUGCCUAGUGGGGAUGUGCAGCCAGUGGAGUAUGAGGAACCGAGCCACUGGUGCAGUAUUGUGUACUAUGAGUUGAACAACAGAGUGGGUGAGGCCUACCAUGCCUCUUCUACCAGCGUUCUGGUGGACGGCUUCACCGACCCCUCCAACAACAAGAACCGCUUCUGCCUGGGGUUGCUCUCCAACGUCAACCGCAACUCGACCAUAGAGAACACACGCCGCCACAUUGGCAAAGGCGUCCACCUGUACUAUGUAGGAGGUGAGGUGUAUGCAGAGUGUCUUAGUGACACCAGUAUCUUCGUUCAGAGCCGUAACUGUAACUACCACCAUGGUUUCCACCCCACCACGGUGUGUAAGAUCCCUAGUGGCUGCAGUCUAAAGAUCUUUAACAACCAGGAAUUUGCUCAGCUACUGGCCCAGUCUGUGAACCAUGGCUUUGAGGCUGUCUACGAACUGACCAAGAUGUGCACCAUCCGCAUGAGCUUUGUAAAGGGCUGGGGAGCUGAGUAUCACCGACAAGAUGUCACCAGCACCCCCUGUUGGAUAGAAGUGCACCUUCACGGCCCUCUGCAGUGGCUGGAUAAAGUGCUGACACAGAUGGGCUCUCCUCUCAACCCCAUCUCUUCAGUGUCUUAAUGGUGCCCCCCAUACCAGACUCUCGACCCCAUCUCUUCGGUGUCUUAAUUGUGCCCCCCAUACCAGACUCUCGACCCCAUCUCUUCAGUGUCUUAAUGGUGCCCCCCAUACCAGACUCUCGACCCCAUCUCUUCAGUGUCUUAAUGGUGCCCCCCAUACCAGACUCUCGACCCUAUCUCUUCAGUGUCUUAAUGGUUCCCCCCCCCC